Messenger RNA from Linum trigynum, 3266 nucleotides. NCBI's taxonomy places the organism in Eukaryota, Viridiplantae, Streptophyta, Magnoliopsida, Malpighiales, Linaceae. The record is from the annotation of a GenBank genome assembly.
CGUAACAUAUGAAGAAAUUACACAUAAAGGUGUCUUCUACGUAGUGGUAUAACAAAAUGCAAUAAUUUUUAUAAUUUGAUUUUAUUAUUACCCCGCACAUUACGAAAUAUUUACGUAACACCGUGCUAUAAAAAGUCAUGUAUAUUAUAUCAUAUCAAAAUUAUAGAGUAAUAGUUAUUUUUAAUGUAUCAACUUAAACAAAACAUAAUAUGGUGUGACUUUCGUAAUGAUUAAGACUUAUGUAACACAUACGGAGAGAGACAUUUUUUAAGCAUUAAUCUUUUUAUGUAUGAAUUAAACAAAACAUAAUAGGGUGUGAAUUUUGUAGGGGUUAAGACAUUACGUACAACUUAUGGAGAGAUAGUUAUCUCUUAUGUAUCAAUUAAGAAAAACACAAUAGGGAAUGACUUUCAUAAUGAUUAAGUCAUUGCAUAAAACUUAUCGAUGGAUAAUCGUUUCUUAUGUAUCAAUUAAAAAUUAUUAUGCAAGUCUUUCGUAAUAUAAAUUGUAAUGAUAUUUUAAGGUUGAUUAUCUCAUCAAUUUUCAUUACACAAAAGUUUUAUAAGCUUAGUUAUAUUUUGCAUAAUAGUUUAAUCAAAUGUGAUACUCUUCUUAAUUUAAUUCUCUAAUUAUUUAUUAAAAUUUCUUUAUUAUUAACUACGAUAUUCAAUAUCUCAUCAAUUUGCAUUACAAAAAGAUUCCAUAAGGUAAGUUAACUUUUACAUAAUAUAUAUUAGUAGAAUAUGAUACCUUUUCUAAUUUGAUAUUAUUCCAUAAGGUAAGUUAAUUUUACAUAAUAAAUAUGAUAACUUUUCUAAUUUAAUUUUAUUAUUAGACCACACAUUACAUAAACUAAAUUAUAAAUACAUUACGUAAAACGGAGGGUAGUUAUUUCAUAUAUUUUAGUUAAGCAAGUAUAUUACAUAAAUCUCACCACUGUGAAGCGCGGGCCAAAAAACUAGUUAAAUUUAUAGUGAAAUAUUUUCUACCCCUAGCCCCUCCUGCCGACAAGUUGGCUCCGCCCAUGAUUAGCACCCUACUCAAUCCAUACUUGCCCUCCUCCUAGCCAGCUUCAAAAGGGUGUUUGUUCUGACGCCGUGGGUGGUCCGAUCUAGCAUGAAUGUACGUGACGGGACUCCUCCGAUCCUUUCCUUCCAACAUAGAUUUUUAGAAUAGUUUCUCGUGUCGUUAAUUGAGCUUCUUAGAGAGUGGUACACAAAACUCUUUAGAUUUUUUGUUUAGAGUUGGUGUUGUUUUAUUUUAUAGUCAAGUUUUAGUAGGCUUUUGAUUAUGUAGUCAUGAUCCAAUUCAUGUCAACUGUAACCAGUGAAUGCAUAUAACAAAUAAUCGGUAAACGAGGAGAGUCAUUAGGCUAGUUAAGCAUAAAAGUAGCAAAAAAAGAUAUACUCACCUGUCUCACCAUCUAAAACGACGGGAUACGUGACUCUAAAAACGGACAACUUUACCACAAAACCUAGAAAACGAAAAAACGAUAUAGAGAAUCAAAUCGUUCACUAUAGCCUAUAAAUACACACCACAAUUUACUCUAGCUUCACAUCCGAAAAAACACCAAGCAAACAUCCCCCCCAAAAAAAAACUCACUAAGAAUCAUUUUACAAACAACCAAAGAGACGAUGAAGCCCAUUACGUUUCUCGUGGCUAUAACUACCGUCGCAGUCGUUCUCUCCACCGCCAGGGCAACGUCGUCGCCCGGUACGUGGCAGCCGAUAAAGAACCCAAACGACUUUCGUAUCAGGAUGGUCGCGGAGUACGCAGUUUUUAUGCACAACUUCAAAACCGAGUUCAAACAUCCGUUGAGACUUGUGGACGUUGAUAGUGGCAGCAUCCACCAGUUCAAAAAUGGGGUGAUCUACACGCUCAUCGUGAGUGCGGCUCAAGCCGACAACCUCAGCUCCAAGGGGUCUCUAUACCAAACGGCCGUUCGCGUGAGCCUUGAUCGUACCGCCGGUGGGCUAAUAUAUUUCAUGCCUGUAAUGUAAUCCACUAAAAUCCGUCAAGUUCACCAUAUGUUAGUUUGAUUAAAUAAUUAAUUAGAAGUUAAAUAAGCUUUUGUCGCUCUAGUAAGUUAUGUGAUUAACUGAUCAUGUCCUUAAUUGUUAGCAUCAAAUAUUUUAGUUUCUUUCAAAUCGUUCCAUAUAUCUAAAUGUGGUUCUAUACUAUUGCACCAAAUGUCAUUAACAAACGAAGAGCAACACACCAUAUAAUUAAGAGACCUAGGGCACGUUGAGGAAUGUUUCGAAUAUGAGAUUUCUGUAUUGAAACCAUACCAGCGAUUCUUAUAAAUCAUUAUAUCUAGUUUCAUUCUGUCCAACAUCCACAGUAUAGCGCACAGAGAGCGAUGGAUCAUUCCGACUUUGUGUGAAUCCAAAUUGCGAAAUAGUACCAUGAAAUUUCACAACCUAAACUCGUGAACCUUGUUUGAGACCAUAUAAGAAUUGGACUGAUUUACUGAAUUGAUUCGGCACAUUAUUCGUAAUGGAAUUUAGUCAAUUACAGUAAAAAGUUUGUUCAAUAGUAGUAUAUUUGUGUAAUAAAUUAAUAUCUGUCAUAUUCUCGGUACUUAUGAUAGUAGUGUAACGCAUUAAAUAAUUAUGUAAUUACCAUUAAAGAAUAUGUAAUUGCUUUUACCCAAAAAAAUUAUGUAAUUACCAUAACCUCCCAAUAAAUAUUGGUAAUUGCUUUAAAUAUCACGAAUAACGUACGCCCAUCCACUCCACAAUAUAUAACUACUAGCUUUUACUCGGCCUUUGGCCGAAUGAGUUUCGCUUUAUCAUUAAUAUUGGUUAAUUUAUAAUUAUAUUUAAAAUAUUAACCCGAUUCGUUGGUCGGAUGAAUUUUAUUUUAUUUUGAUAAAUCUCUUCAUGUUAUUAAAUAAGUUGAGGUUUCUAAAAUAGUUAUUUCAUUAUUUCAAAGUAAUCUUUAUGGUAUUUGUUAAUUAUGACAUUACCGAUAAUGAGUUAAUAUGUACUUUUUUAUCAAGUCCUUCUAAUUUACUGUUGUGUAUUUUUUUCAUAUCUUAGAAGAAAUUUGUGGACUUUUUAUUGUCGGAUAUGAAGUUGGAGUUGAAACAAAAUAUAUGUAAUCUAGAAUGGUAAGAAUUGAAGAUAUAUAAAAAAAUCAAGAGAAUAACGAAAAGAUUAUGCCUAGAAAUCUCUAAUAUGGAAGAACACGAAAACAUAAUGCUUAUUGUAUAACUUAUUAGAAUUUAGUGUAUAGGCUUGAUUGAAUAAUAAGUCGAGAUUAUU